AUGACAAGUUCACCACAGUCACAGCGCACUUCUUGGAUAAAGAUUUUUAAUAUGUGUCCAACAACACCUACUACAACAACAUCACCCGCUAAAGUCACACCUCAAAUAGAUUUAUCAGCAGUGUCAUUUAAUCCAUUUUAUAGAUAUAGUAAAGAUCCACAACCAAUAGAGCUUAAUGUAGAUAUACUCAAGAAGCAAUUAAUAUUUCCACAAUUAUCAGUAUGUAACUGA
Molecule: messenger RNA, 231 nt
Organism: Heterostelium album PN500
Lineage: Eukaryota; Evosea; Eumycetozoa; Acytosteliales; Acytosteliaceae
Exons: 1
Coding region: 1-231 (76 amino acids)
Source: RefSeq, a predicted model, not a curated record